Rattus norvegicus (Norway rat) is the source of this 9308-nucleotide messenger RNA. RefSeq names its product zinc finger protein 470 (gene Zfp470). Lineage: Eukaryota; Metazoa; Chordata; Mammalia; Rodentia; Muridae. The record is from RefSeq and is a predicted model, not a curated record.
GGGAUUUGAACUCAGGACCUCUGGAAGAGCAGUCAGUGCUCUUAACCACUGAGCAACCUCUCCAGCCCAAUCAAUCCAAUUCUAAGUGAAUAAUAAACCUUAAGGUUUUAUUAUAUAGAAACUCCUUUACAAAGUACACGUGACCAUGAGAUGAGGGAGAGCUUUACAGCUGAACAUCCUAGAAUCUAGUGUGGUCUCUGACCAAUAGCAUAGAGAUUAGCGGGACAUAAAAUACAUGUGGCAUCUCCACUAAGGAUGGGUUUUUUUUAGAAGCAGUGGAGGGAGAGAUGUUAUGGAAUAAACAUCUUGUAGGAUUUGGGUAAGCUCUGCCUAUAUAGCAAAAGGUGAGUUUGGUCUGACUCCACGGACAGCACAAAUGUCAACAGGUCAUUAACAAUAGCUACUUCUAGUCUUCUGUGUGGGAAAACAGGCAUUUUAUCUCCUCCACUGAGGAGAGAACCCUGUGUGUUUAACAACCCUGGCUCCCUAAUGCUCUUUGGGCACAAGAACCUUUGUGUUCCCAACAUGCCCUGACUUCCCUCAAAGACAGACUUUAAGCUAUAAGCCAGAUAAAACCUUUCCUCUCUGAAUUGCUUUUGGUCAGCGUUUUAAACGCAGCACCAGGAAGAGCAAACGGUAUGGCUGUCACAGAGCACACGUGGAGGUCAGAGGUCAACUUCUGAGAGUUGAUUCUUUCCUUACAGUAUCUGGGUUCCAGGAAUAGAACUCAGGUUAUCCAACUUGGUGGCAAACUCCUUUACCCAACGAGGCGUCUUUAUGGCUUUACUUUUUAAAUAAUAAACAAAACUGUUUAUUAUCCAUGAACAACCUGGCCAAAUCACACCGCUCGUAUUUUCAGAUAAUGAAGUUACCUAGUCUGUGUGAUGUAAUUUUAUUGCUGCCCUCAAGUGUUGAUUGAACAGAAUCAACACCAGGCAGAGUAACACAUAACUGUAAAUUAACUCUAAUCACAGAAGUGUUCAGGCAUUACAGAGACUACCACAAGUUCAAGGUCCUAUCGGGCUUUGUAAUGAGUUCCCAGCAAGUCAGGAUUACAUACUGAGCCAAAAAGGAGCUGGAGGGAUGGUUUAAAGCGUAAUGGUGAACUUCCCGGUGUGAGACCCCGAGUCUGAAUCUCUAACUCCUACAUAAGAAGGUUGAGGGUGAUGGGGAUGACAGGGGGUCACCGGGGUGGGCGGGCUGCCAGCUUUCCUCCAGGUUAAGCAAGAAACUUUGUCUGGGGGAAUAAAGCCCACGUGUCAUAGAAUAAGAUAUUCAACCUCCUUCUCUGGCCACACACAUAUGCACAUUAAAUAAAACUUUUUUUUUCUUUUUUCUAUUUUUCGGAGCUGGGGACCAAACCCAGGGCCUUGCGCUUCUAGGCAAGCGCCCUACCACUGAGCUAAAUCCCCAACCCCUAAAUAAAACCUUUUUAAAAAAGAUUCAUUUAUUUAUUUUAUGUACACUGUUACUAUCUUCAGACACACCAGAACAGGGCAUCGGAUCCCAGUACAGAUGGUUGUGAGCCACCAUGUGGUUGCUGGGAUUUGAACUCUGGAAGAACAGUGUUCUCAACCACUGAGCCAUCUCUCCAGCCCUAAAUAAAACUUUUUAAAGGAGACAAAUGUGGCCAAUGAGAUGGCUCAGUGAGUAAAGGCUCCUACACAAACCAAUGAGGUGAUCUGUGGGACUCUCUCAAGCUGUUCUCAACACGACAGGUGUCCCAAGGUAGGUGAAGUCCCACAAAACCCAGUAAGCAAGUAGACCGUAAAAACAACGAAGAGAAUAAGGCAAGAAAAAAAAAUCCGCUCAUUAAAAGGAAAGGGCAAAAUGAAAGCGAAAAUCACAGUUGCUAUCGGUUUGUUAGCCAGUGACAAAGAAACUCCUUUCCACAUGAGUGCAAAGAAGUGACUUUCCCUUCAGCCACUGUAGAACAGGCCAAGGCAGAUGUGGAUAUUCCAUAGUUUUCUCAAGCAGGGCCCCUCGUAAAGCAUUUUCUUUUUCUUUUUUUCUUUUUUCUUUUUUCUGAUUAUUUAUUAUGUAUACAGUGUUCUGCCUGCAUGUAUGCAUACAAGCCAGAAGAGGGCACCAGAUCUCAUUACAGAUGGUUGUGAGCCACCAUGUGGUUGCUGGGAUUUGAACUCAGGACCUCUGGAAGAACCACCAGUGCUCUUAAUCUGCGAGCCAUCUCUCCAGCCCCCCGUAAAGCAUUUUCUUAAACAACACAUUCUUCACCUCUGUCCCGUGCAAUGACUUCUUUCCGUUAAAGUCAGUCUUAAACGGACAUUACUAGGUCAUCUUCAGCACUGUUAAUGCUCCAAGUCCUAAGACAAAACCGAGGGUCCUUUCAUGAAGAGCAAUUGAGGCAGUGACACAGGAUCCAUUACGAAGUAUUCUGUAUUCUAAGUGCAGAGAAAGCCAGGUUACCUCAUGAGGCUCAUACUUAGUGAUUACCAACAAAACGCCUGGGAGGCUUAGCAGUUCAGAAAGCUUGCUGCUCUUGCAGAGAAUUGGAGAUUGAACCCCAGCACCCAUAUCACUAUGUGUCUGUAGUUUUAAGGAAACUGAUGCCCUCUUCUGGCCUCCACAGAUUUCUGUAUGCAUAAGUGUGCCCACGUAUGCAAAUUCUCAGGCAGAAACACAUAUAGAAAAGAAAUAAAAAAAAACAAAAGACAAAACAGCUCUGAGUAUGGUUGCCAGUCGAUUCAUUUGUACUUCACACAAGUGAUUCGUGUUGUUCUUGUUAUCUGUCUGUUGUUUGAGACAGGGUCUCUCAUUGCAUAGUCUUAGCUGUCCUGGAAUACACCAUGUAGACCAGGCUGGCCUCAAACAUACAGAGAGAUCCGCCUUCCUCGUCCUCCAGAGUGUUGGGAUUAAAAGUGUGUACCAUAAUGCCCAGCUGUUUGCCAGCUGUUUGUUUAUUGAGAGAGGGUCUCUUUCUGUGUCCAAGGCUGGCCUCUGACUUCUGGGUACAAGCGACUCCCCUGCUUUACUCUCAAGUAGUUAGCUGAAAUUCAUUAUAGUCACGAUUCCCCUGCUUUACUCUCAAGUAGUUAGCUGAAAUUCAUUAUAGUCACGUAUCAGCACGCAUCUUCACGUGUUCUAGUGUCCCCUCCCCCUUGCAAGUGAUUUAGAUAAAGUCUUAGUAUGUAAUCCUUGGUGAUGACUACAGAGUUCAUAGUUCAGGCUGGCUUCCAAUCUUCUGUACACCAGAACUGCAGGCCUGAGUCACUAUCCCUAGCAUACAGAGUUUUUGUUUUUAUAUUUUUAUGUAAAGUGUGAAUACUGGAGUAUCUAUGUGUGGAACUGACGCAGAAGUGUGCUCCCUUUCUCAGCCCAGUGAGAAUCCACUCCCGACACGCAGGAAAAAUAAGAGCAAGAGCUCCUUAGUGAUAAUGAGGCUCUGGCUAAUGCAGGAGGGGCUGGGCGGGGAUAGAAGAUCUUGUUAACUUAAAUACACAUUCGGCUCAUGAAUUCUACAGAUGCUUAAAUCUCUUUCAAAUCUUGUCCCCAGGUAACACUGACCAAUUUAAACAGAGAAGCAAGUCUGGCCACUUGUGCAUAUGGGAGGUUCAUACAGCAAACAUAUUCCCAGAAUGAUUUCUAAGCAUGCCAGCGUCGUUCUUUUAGAGUAGUUGUUACCCAGGUUCACCUUGACCCCCCUGGCACAAUAACAAUUUUCCUGAUAAGUGUAGGGGACUUAAUGAGAUCUGUGAACCCAAGCUGUCUCCUUCAGCUACCCCUCUUAGAGGUAUGGCCUUUAUAGAAGAUGAGCCCAACAGCUGGUUAUGUCAGGUUUUCUUCCUUUUGUAACUGGCGGGCAGUCUCAAGAACAGAUAUUUCUCUGGAGACCUAAACUUCAAUUGAGGUGCAAAGUUUUCUUCCUCAUAGUUUCUGGCUAGUACACUUCUUAUCUUCCAGUCUUAGGAUGAACAGUGCUCCCUUAUCUGAACGGAAGUUUGUGUAACUUAGCACUUCCUAAGCAAGUUUACUAGUGCACCCUUUAUGAUACCGAUUUUAUUCAAGCUUCUCCUUUAAAAGUGCAAUCAUGUGAUUUCAGUGUCCCUAGAAGCCAGAAGAGUGUCUUAAAUCCCUCAGAGCUCAAGCUGACAGGUAGUUGUGAGCAGUUAGACAGUAGCCAGGAACCCAACGCCAACCUCUGCAAUGCACAAUAUUAACUGUUGAACAUGUUGUGGGUCUGUCAUCUUUCAUUGAGUCACCAACGUGAGCACGAAUAUAUUUUAACAACAAAGAGGCUUUUCUGCAGAUACUGGUGCUAAGGCAUCACCCGGGACUCGGCAUUCCCAUAUGUAGCCCAGAGCCAUAUUAGGUCAGGAGUUUAUAAAGGGGGGAAAAAAAGAAAGAAAGAAAGAAACAAAAACGGAACAGACAAAACAAAAACAUAUUUACAUUCAACAACACCCUCUUCUUCUGGCUUCUGGUGACAUUGCUAGUACAUGCUUGGACAGAUGAUAUCUUGCAGGUAGGUGCCCUGGUUAUCUCCAGCAUAUGCUUUGGCUUGCAGAAGCAGAAACAGCUGUUAACCCCGGACCAUCAGUGUUGGUAGUGUACAAUUGUCAAGACAACCCUUAACACUUUGAAAGUCCAAGGCUUUGUACUUUGUAGUUAAACUUUUAAACAUAAACCUAGCUAUGGACAUAUCUAACAUUUGUGAUCAAAAGCCACCCCCCCACCCCCCUCACCCGGCCAAUGGAAGUAAAGCAUUUUACAUUUGACAGCAGUGGCUAUGAGAAAAUAUAAAGAAUCCUGCUUUGAAUAAGGCAGUGCAACUGUCCAGGAGAAAGAAAAACAAAAUCUGGGGGUUUUUACAUAUGAACCUCAAAAUCUCAGCCUCUGUGUCUGGUUUUUGAGAAGGCCGAUACUAUUUCCACAUUGUUCAAUAAACAUUUGUAUAACAAUCAUGAGCUAUAUACCCUUAUAUAGAAGGUUACCCUCGAGUAUUCAAUUAAUUGCGUCUAAGCAUAGGUCUUAAAAUACCCCUCAGCAAGAACUGGUCAGCCUUCCCAAGGGCUGGAAUGCUGCUGGCUCAGAGAGCCUGCCUAGCAUUUGUUGGCUACUGGAAAGACACCUCAGCCCCUUCCUCCCGUCACAGAAAGGCAAGGCCUGAACCCCUGUCCAAUCAAAAGCACUGUUAUAGGAGGACCCAAUCGGAUUCCCUGAGAAAGUAUAGGAGGGCGGGCUUUGAACUAAGGUUCUUUUUUCCCCGCCCACUUACCACUACCUACCCACCCACCACCAUCGGGUUUGCGAUCUGUCAGGCUUUUCUCCGUCUCUGGGAUUCUCUGCCUCGUCCUGUCGCCAGUGUCUGGCUGCUCCCUGCUGAGGGAAGCUCCAUAAUUAGGACACUGGUGUUCAGGAACCGGAAAUGGGUUCCGUGUCAUUUGAAGACGUUGCUGUGGACUUCUCCUGGGAUGAAUGGCAGCAUCUGGAUGUGGCACAGAGGAGACUCUACAGGGACGUGAUGCUGGAGAACUACAGCAGCCUCCUGUUCUUGGGACGGUGCAUGACCAAACCUGAGGUAAUCUUCAAGUUGGAGCAUGGAUUUGGGCCACGGCCUGUGGUAGACUCCUCUGUCCGCAGCCUUCCAGACCUGAAGGUGGCCCGGAAACUCCAACCCGGGACAGCAUCCCAGGAAGAUAAAGGAUGUGUGAGGGCAUUGAUCCAGCAGCCUCAGCACACGAGGGGUCGGAGGAGUCACGCACGUAAGAAAAGUGGUCGUCAUAAGUCACCUCUCAGUCACUGUCAGAGGCCUCUUAAUGAGGAGACACUGUGUACACACAGACAGCACAGGAAGUCACAGGUGACGGGACAGAGAAGUCACGGAGGGGAGAAGCCAUAUGAAAACUCAGGAUGUGGGAAAGCCUCCCACACCAAAUCUCAGCAUCAGAGCACUCCCAGAGACGAGAAGCCCUACAAAUGUCUCGAAUGUGGGAAAUAUUUCUACUACAAGUCACAAAUCAUUGAGCAUCAAAGAAGUCACACAGGUGAGAAGCCUUAUGAGUGUACGGAAUGUGGAAAGUCUUUCAGCUAUAAAUCACACCUCACUGUCCAUCACAGAAGUCAUACGGGUGAGAAGCGUCAUGAAUGUACAGAAUGUAGAAAAGUGUUUUACUAUAAGUCUCAACUUACUCGACACCAGAGGAGUCAUACAGGGGAGAAGCCCUAUGAAUGUAUGGAAUGUGGGAAAUCUUUCUACUGUAACACACACCUAACUCUGCACCAGAGAAUUCAUGUAAAUGUCAAACCCUAUGCAUGUACAGAAUGUGGGAAAACCUUCUCUUUCAGUGCAUGCCUCACUAGACACCAGAGGAUUCAUACAAAUGAAAAGCCUUAUGAAUGUACACACUGCCCCAAAGCUUUCUACUUUAAGAAACAACUUACUCAUCAUGAGAAAACACAUACUACAGAGAAGCGCUUUGAAUGUAAACAGUGUGGUAAAGCAUUUUACUGGAGGGCCAACCUCACUGUGCACCAGAAAACUCAUGGCGGGGAGAAGCCCUUUGAAUGUAAACAAUGUGGUAAAGCCUUUUACUGCAAGUCCCACCUCACUGUGCACCAGAGAACUCAUAUAAGUGAAAAGCUCUAUCAAUGCUCACAGUGCAGGAAGGCAUUCUACUCUCAGGCACAGCUUGUUGUACAUCAGAGAAUUCACACUGAUGAGAAGCCCUAUGAGUGUAAACAGUGUGGCAAAACAUUCUACAGCAAGUCUGGGCUCACUGCACAUCAGAAAACGCAUACGGGGGAGAAGCCCUACGCAUGUAAAGAGUGUGGGAAGGCGUUCUAUAACAAGUACCUGCUCAUUGAGCAUCAUAGAGUCCAUACGGGCGAGAAGCCCUAUCAAUGUACAGAAUGCCCGAAAGCAUUCUACUGCAAAAAAUAUCUUUCUCUCCAUCAGAAAACUCACGCAAGUGAGAAGUCAUUUUAUUGUGCAGAGUGUGGGAAAGCUUUCUCCUGGAUGUCACACCUCACUCAGCAUCAGAGAAUUCAUACAGGUGAGAAGCCUUAUGCAUGUGAACACUGUAAGAAGACUUUCUACUUCAAGAAACAGCUCACUCGACAUCAAAGAACACAUGAGAGGCCAUGAGGUGUAAAUAAUGCAAGAGACCAUUUCACUGCAAAUGGAACCUCUCUGUGCAUGAAAGAACUCAAGCAAGGGAGAAACCCUGUGGUGAGUGUAGCAGAUACAGACAUUUUUGUCCCUCAUGCAUCCCUUACUCCAAGUCAGAUGAACUCCUGCUGAAGUGUAUCAUCAGGAAUGAUUAAUGUAAAACCUGUGGACAUUUUCUAGUGUAAGUCAGGUCACUCAACCAAUGAGCCUAUACUGGGGUCUAUCUGCAAACACUGUUGGAAGGCAUGUUCCUCAUACUGUGUGUAAGAGAGUUCAUGCAUGGGGCUGUCUCCUAUGGAGUUAAACACUAUACCAUAGCUUUCUCAUUCUUCCCAUUACUUCAGUGUAUUGUAGGUGGGGUAACACAGAACAUAAAGGACAGAGGAAGGUGUUCGAACAUUAAACCCCAUCAGUUCACACCUGAAAGCUUUUACAGGUGCAGGCCCAGUGACAUUAAUGAAAAUAGACACAUUUUGAGAUAGAAAUUGGACAUUUAGGAACUUGUUAUGUGAUAUGUCACAUAGAGCAAAAAGCAAAGCGAGAUGAAUUAUUUCAUGCUUUCAAUUCUAGGUCCUGAUACUGCAGGUUUACUGGGACUCAGCGAUUGAAGAUUGAACUUAGCAUCAUAGGCAGGUUCCGUUUGAUAUAAAGUAGAAAAGCCUUGUUGAAGUGCCCAUGUCAAGUUAUGACAUUGCAGCCCCGGUGUUGAAAACCCAUAUAAAUUCCCAGAUAUGAAGAGUAUAAGGAGUACCAAUACUUUUGAAAUGAACUUAAAAUUUAACCUAGAAUCAUUAAACCAAUACACAGGAUUAAACAUAAGAUUCCAGUAUGAAGACAUUCUUGCUUCUGUCAUUCCAGUGACUUCAUUGCAAAAGUUCAACUAUUCAUAGUGUAAGAGCAUUCACAGUACCAGCCCUCAGACAGCUCACGAACAUGAGAGCAUAUUUGAAGCUCACACAGUAACUUGUCUUAAACGCGGCUCAGUGGCUGUGUGCUCAUCAGUCCUGUGCUGUGUGUCUGCACAUAGAACUUUCCACGUGUCAUCUUGAUUUAGAAUAUUUUUGUUCAUGUUCAUUUGUAAAUCAGUUCAAACUGUCCACAAGAUUGAAUGCCUUAUCAGGUAUGAAAAUUUUAAUGUGUUUUCAUUCUUAUAAUUAUGUAGUUUUGAGACCAACUCUUGAUCUGUAGCCAGUCUGUCCUCUGGCCUCCACUUGUACACAGGUAUGUUCCCCCCACCCCCCACAGGCAUACAGAAAGAACAUUUACCAAUAAUAGAAAAACACCAAAUUUUUAACACAGUGGGAAAUUGUAAAACAUUGGUAUAUGUAAUUUUCAUGUUAACCUUCAUAAGGAAUUUUGCUUAAAUAUGUUGCGUGCACCUUAACCCGGGAGGUGAGAUUGCAUUACCCACUUAGCUCUGGGAUCUAUUGCAACCAUCCCCACCCUGGCUUCCUUUUCUAAGCCCCUUUGCUUGGGCUUGUCUCCGAGAUUGGCUGCUGUCAGCCCCAACCUGGCCUCUCUCUACCCACCCCAUGCUCCACCAGCUCACUCUCAUGACCCUAGAGUCCGCAGACAAAGGACACACAGACAGCCUUAUUGUAGAACUUGCCAGCUAGGCACAAUUCCUGGGCACAGAAUCUCCCGCCUGGAAAGGCAUGCCCUCAUCAAUUAUUUCCUUUUCUCCUCCUGCCCUAAACUCUGUGGUUUGUAUCAGCUAGCCCCCGCCACCCUCCUUGGCUCCCUACCUGUAGUGGAGGCUGCUGGCUCUAGCUGCCCUGAGGCCUUAUAUGAUUGUAGCAUCCUCUUUCCUCCCAAGUAUGGCGGAAAGGCCCUCUCUCUUUCCCUUUAUCUCUUCCUCCUCUUGGGACCUGGAAGUCCCACAUGUACCUUCCGCCCAGCAAUUGGCUCCUGGCCUUCUUUGUUGUCAAAUCAAGAACCAAUUAGGGAAGUAAGAAACUUAAUAUUUCUUGCCAAUAUCUACUAGGCGAUUUCUUUACUUAGAUUCCUCUUCUUUAUUGCAAUCCUUUGGAUCAAACCUCCAGACUCAGGCAUGCUAGGCAAAUGCUCUACCAUGAGGUAUAGGUCCCUAGACAAUGUUUUAAUGAAUCUGUCGUCAUUACCAGAGUUUUGUAGAUGAAACUAAUCUAUUAAAGGCCAUACAUACAUAUUGUUAAAUGUA